AGAAGAACAUCAGACAUCAUGGCCUCCGCAGCUCCGGAGGAUUUACCGGAGAACCGGGAGGGUUUAGCAGCCUCAGGAGACACCGGGACACCGGGGGAAGACACACGGACACCGGGGGAAGACACCGGGACACCGGGGGAAGACACACGGACACCGGGGGGAGACACCGGAAUGGCUGGAUCCAGUAAAACAACCUUCGUGCAGAGACACAGCCGGAGAAGGAGCUCUGAGAGCAGCAUGGAGGAGAACAAAGAGACCCCUGGAGCUCAGAAACCGAAAGGAAGAGAGAGUCUUCACAGCUGUCAGCAAUGUGACAAAUCCUUUACAACAUCUGGACAUUUAAAGCGCCACCUGCUUAUUCAUACUGGAGAAAAAAUGUACAGCUGUGAAGAGUGUAGGAAAACAUUCACUCGAUCUGGUGAUCUCAAAACACAUCAACGUAUUCACACUGGAGAGAAAACGUACAGCUGUGAAGAGUGUGGGCAAACUUUCGCUCAAUCAGGUCAUCUCAAAUCACAUGAACGUAUUCACACUGGAGAGAAACCGUACAGCUGUGAAGAGUGUGGGAAAACUUUCGCUCAAUCAGGUGCUCUCAAAUCACAUCAACGUAUUCACACUGGAGAAAAACCGUACAGCUGUGAAGAGUGUGGGCAAACUUUCGCUCAAUCAGGUGCCCUCAAAUCACAUCAUCGUAUUCACACUGGAGAAAAACCGUACAGCUGUGAAGACUGUGGGAAAACUUUCACUAGAUCAGGUCAUCUCAAAACACAUCAACGUGUUCACACUGGAGAAAAACCGUACAGCUGUGAAGAGUGUGGGAAAACAUUCACGACAUCAGGUAAUUUUCAAACACAUCAACGUAUUCAUACUGGAGAAACACCGUACAGCUGUGAAGAUUGUGGGCAAACUUUCGCUCAAUCAAGUGAACUCAAAUCACAUCAACGUAUUCACACUGGAGAAAAACCGUACAGCUGUGAAGAGUGUGGGAAAACUUUCACUAGAUCAGAUCAUCUAAAAACACAUCAGCGUGUUCACACGGGAAUAAAACCAUACAGCUGUGAAGAGUGUGGGAAAACGUUCACUAGAUCAGAUGCUUUCAAAACACAUCAUCGUAUUCAUACUGGAGAAAAACCGUACAGCUGUGAAGAGUGUGGGAAAACAUUCACGACAUCAGGUAAUUUUCAAACGCAUCAACGAAUUCAUACUGGAGAAAAACCGUAUUGGUGUCAAGAGUGUGGGAAAACGUUCACUACGUCAAGUGCUCUCAAAACACAUCAGCGUGUUCACACAGGAGAGAAACCGUACAGCUGUGAAGAGUGUGGGAAAACAUUCACCAGAUCGGGUGGUCUCAAAUCACAUCAAUGUAUUCCCACUGGAGAAAAAACGUACAGCUAGGAAGAGUGUGGGAAAAACGUUCAGGACAUCAAGUGAACUCACAAUCCAUCACCGUGUUCACACAGGAGAGAAACCUUAGUGGUUUUAAGAGUGUGUGUUACGGCUGCUUUUUCUGUCUGCUCGUUAACCUGUCUGGGAUUGUUUGCAGCUGUGUGUGUGUGAUAUAUAAAUGAGCUGUGUGGUUGCCCCAACGUCAUUGGCUGUCAUCUCCUGGUCCUCCUCCGAAGACACUGAUUGGAGCACGCCGGGCCCGACGCUCUCCAAUCCCCGUGCAAUCCCAGCGCACACCUUCCGGAGAUGACUACAAAGCCUCUAGCCUCUUGUUAUACUUGUGAUGAUUUAGUGACUUCUGUGUGAAAGCUAUACUGUUUAACAGCGUGUUAAAUUAGAGCUUCUGUGUUUAGUUAGGUAAUGCAGUGUACUUGUGCAAAUAGUAUCCAGAGUAACUUAGCUGUUAGCGUUUGUCGAUAAUUAGCUACAGCAUUUCAGUUACUAAUGCCACGUUAAAAGUGAGGGUUUUGUGUUCCUUUAUUCAAUAUUUGUAUAACCUGUAAGACUCUCUUUUGGAGUUCUCCUUUUGUUGGUUGUUGCGACCAGUAUAUGGCACUUUGUUUGUGCUAGGCUGCACGCCGUUAUUAUUUUGUUACCACUAUUACUUAUAAAUAAAUACGUAUAAUAAUUACCAAUUCCACACUGGUGUAUGUUGUUUCUCCCUACCCCUAGAGAGGGGCGUAACAGUGUGGCAAAACGUUUUCUCAAAGUAUUCACCUUAAAGUCCAUGAGCGCAUCCACACUGCAUGGUUUUGAACAACUAUGAGAGUUCUGACUAACAGACUUCAAUUCAUAGUCAGUCUUGUUUGAUGUCCCUGAGGUCCUCCUCAGCUUUUUUAAUAUCCCUAAAAUCCCCCUAAAUAAAAUGCGUGAGGCUUUUCUCCACUACACUCCCAAACUGUGGAACACCAGGAAAUAUCAGAGAGGCUCAGUGGACAUUUUUAAAAGCCAGCUAAAGACACAUCUCUUUAGAUUAGCUUUUUAUUAGCAACCCCCCACUUUAAAUGGUGUUUUAGUCUUUAUUAUUUACCUACUUUUAUAUUGUUUCAUUUAUGAUAUAGGAAGGGUUUUUAUCUCAUGUUAGUUAUUUAACAGUUUCAAUAGCAACAUUUAUUUUUACGUUGGUUUCUUUAUAUUUUAAUCGUUUAACCUUUAUUAGAAUUAUGACGUUUUUAUUACUCGACAUUAUUAGUUUUUAUUUCUGUUGUACCUAUAUGUUCACUUUACUUUACAGGGUUUUAUAUUGUUGAAUCUAUUCACCUGUCUUGUGUCUUAUCUUUCCGAGAGAAAUCAUCAUUUUUUGUACUGUAUUUCAUUUGUUAUUGUCAUACCUUUUACCUCCUUGUGUAUCUUAACCUGUUACAAUGUUAUAUUUUGCUGCAUGUAUCUGUAAAGGUCUUAACGUCUGAGGGGACUUUCUUGUUUAUUUUUAACUUGUGAUGUGUCGCCAUUUUGUAAAGCACUUUGAGCUGCACGUGCUGUAUGAAAAGUGCUGUAUAAAUAAAGCUUUAUUAUUACAACAGUUUUUUAUGUUCUAACCAGCGUUCACACUAUGCCAACACAAGGCCACAGAGAUGCUGUUUCUCCAAUCUAGUUAAUGUUUGUAAUGGUUUCUGAACUAUGAAGAAAUGUUUUACUAUUCUGUGUUUCAACCAUGGUUUUCUAAUAGCCUUGCUAUUCCUUUUAUUAAAUAUUAUAUCUCAACUGCUAGCCUCGUUAAGCUGCAUUGAAGGAAUUUAGUUUCACUGUUCAUUAAUCUGCAGAAUAGUUUCUCCAAUAAUCUGUUUGGUUAAUAAAAUGUUGUGACUUUAAA
Messenger RNA from Trematomus bernacchii (emerald rockcod), 3259 nucleotides. Its product is annotated as zinc finger protein 501-like. Gene Ontology annotation, biological process: regulation of transcription by RNA polymerase II; central nervous system development. Gene Ontology annotation, cellular component: PcG protein complex; nucleus; transcription regulator complex. The coding region runs from base 19 to 1395 and encodes 458 amino acids. The record is from RefSeq and is a predicted model, not a curated record. The transcript has 3 exons. NCBI's taxonomy places the organism in Eukaryota, Metazoa, Chordata, Actinopteri, Perciformes, Nototheniidae. Gene Ontology annotation, molecular function: DNA-binding transcription activator activity, RNA polymerase II-specific; RNA polymerase II cis-regulatory region sequence-specific DNA binding.